GGCCGAGAUAGCUCGUUCCGGAAGCCUUGCAAGUUGCAACAUUGUGGUUGCUCAAACGCGUUGAUAUGCCAGACCUUGAUCCCACGACUGACUUCAUAGCAGGCACAGCAGCAGGAAUUGUCGGCCUUCUCAUUGCUCAUCCGUUUGAUACAGUCAAAGUCCGCCUACAAAAUCCUGAUCUAUCCUCCAGAUACCAUUCAGUAUCCCAUGCGUUCGCGACCAUCAUCAGAGAGGAGCGCUUCAGUGGCUUGUACAAGGGCAUUGCUUCACCUCUGGCAACAUGUGCGUUUACGAACGGCCUCGUAUUCGCAUCCUACAAGUUUUUCCUUAAGGCGCAAAAGGUGGAUGAUUCUAUUCCAUCGCUCACCGAAGUUGCAAUUGCUGGCACCUGCUGUGGCUUCGCCAUGUCAUUUUUUUCUGCACCCAUCGAACUUAUUAAGAUCAGGCAGCAAAGCAUGUUAGAGAGCGGACUUGGAAGCGUCUCGGUCAGCAAACUUAUAUACAGUAUCCAUCGGGAACACGGUCUCAAGGGAUUAUUUCGUGGUCUCACCGCUACAGCCCUUCGCGAUUGCGGAUAUGGUGCAUACUUUUUGGGGUAUGAGGCUACAAGUAGAUACCUCACUGCUCCUUCUCCUAGACUUGAUGGUUCCACCUCACUGUCAGACUCAAGCCAGGGAUCCAUACCCCUUUGGGUGUUGUUUGUCAGUGGAGGAGUGGCAGGUGUCCUUGGUUGGCUUCCGACAUUUCCUAUGGACGUUGUGAAGACGCGCAUGCAGAGUACCGAGAUUUCUCGAAACACAAUGCGGUCGGAAGUGACUACAGGCGAUAACCCAUACCGCACAAUCUUAUCAACGAUCCAGCAUUCAUAUCGCACAGGUGGGGCUAGAGUCUUCUUUCGCGGGCUCAGCCCGACCAUGCUGCGGGCCAUCCCAGUCAAUAUGGCUACAUUUGCAGUAUACGAAACUGUUGCAAACAUACUCUCGUCAUGACAGUACUAUAAACCGCAUGCGGAGCAAACUGCACCGUCAAUACCGUAGCAAUGAUACCUUAAAUGCGUGUUAAUAAUGUACAUUUGGCAAAUUUCUGAUGUGGAUUGUGACAUGGCUGUGUUGUUGACUGCAUCUAUAUAUUGUAUGCGCUGUCCGUUAGCGUACCGAUAACUUCGUCAUCAAAUAUAACAUUC
This is a messenger RNA of Suillus discolor, 1183 nucleotides long. Its product is annotated as mitochondrial carrier domain-containing protein. The transcript has 8 exons. Gene Ontology annotation, biological process: transmembrane transport. The record is from RefSeq and is a predicted model, not a curated record. Gene Ontology annotation, molecular function: transmembrane transporter activity. NCBI's taxonomy places the organism in Eukaryota, Fungi, Basidiomycota, Agaricomycetes, Boletales, Suillaceae. Bases 66 to 989 code for a protein of 307 amino acids.